Messenger RNA from Austrofundulus limnaeus, 3521 nucleotides. It is a transcript of the gene dmgdh, whose product is annotated as dimethylglycine dehydrogenase. Gene Ontology annotation, molecular function: protein binding. NCBI's taxonomy places the organism in Eukaryota, Metazoa, Chordata, Actinopteri, Cyprinodontiformes, Rivulidae. The record is from RefSeq and is a predicted model, not a curated record. Gene Ontology annotation, cellular component: mitochondrion.
AGGCUGUUUGUUUAUGUUCAUCACAGAAGUAAAACCUUUUUGCGUUUUUUUUUUUAAGGGAAAGUUAGCAACUGUGCAUGUCAGAGCUUCUAUUCAGAAUAAAAGCCCGGUGCAUGUGAACACGUGUCAUGAUCGGAUUGUGCGCAUGUAAACGAUACAUACAUUUUGAUUAUUUAAUCGGAAUACAUUUCAAUCCGAUCAAUGAAUUUUGCGCAUGUAAACACAGUGACCAACCAGAAAACCCAGGAUUUAAAUACCUGUUUGUGUGCGGUUGUGAGCAUGUACGUAUACACAAGAUCUCUCCAAUGGAAUGUUUAAAAGUGACUGUGGAGGACCACAGACUCGACCCGUAAGGGUCGAAGCCAACAUAGGGGAGACCAGUGCCAAGGAUCCCCAGAGGGACCUCAAGGACGGAGCCCCUAGAAGCACCCGGCCCGCCCACCCACCCCCCAAAGGGAUCCACAGGAGAACAGGGAGAGCCCCACCAGCGACCACACGCAGUAACCCCCUGGAGCCAGUAGCGAUGAGCUCAUUGGCGCCGCCGGCACCCACCGUGCCAGAGCAGAUCCAGGCAUGGACACAGAGGCCCACCCCCCACUACCCCACCCCAACCCCCCAGGCCAAGGCCCGACAGGGUCGGGGGACCCAAGCCCCACCGGGCAGCCACUGGGCUGAGCUGGCACAUGCCCAAGCGCCCAGCGCCAAACGUUAACAUUCAACUGCAUGAAGCAAAUAAGAAUCAUGAAACAGUAAGUUUCUGUUAUGAAUAAAAUAUACAUCUUGAAAAUAUUGACUUUAAAAAAAUAUCUUAUUAAUGGACCCAUGAGUUUAACAGAAAAUACUGCAUCUAACAGGUCUGUGGAGCAGCCCUGAUCUUAUUGAAAUCAACAUGAUGUCAUUGUACAUAAUCAUUGUUGUGUUGAACUAAAAAUGGUCUAAAAGUAAAAGUUUAGUAAUUAAUCCAUAAAAAGUUAUCUGACAAGUUUGUGACAAAGCACAGUCCUGGUGGAGCCCAACAUCCCCUGAAGGAAACCAACUAACUGCCAGCAAACUCUUAUAGGUUCUGACUGGUCUGGAGCAACAACCCCCCGAUGAUGUUGUGUAACAGUCUUGUUAUCAUUAAAAUUGGUAUUUGUGUCACAUGAUUUUUUUUACAUUCCUCUUUGUGAGCUUCGUCAUUGAAUAAAGAAGAGAAACACAUUUCCAUUGAGUAUUUGUGUGUUUAGUAUGUGGGUUAUCAGGAGAAAGGUCCAGUUUCAACCUGCUGCAGCUGUUUAUGUUGGGUUAAAGGCUGUGUCGCUCUGAGACUCAAGGACCGCUCCGAUAAAUGUUUCUGUUCAGGCUGGAGCUGACGGACCCGUACAGGUUACACUGCUGUGGACGAGAACCAGAAACAAUCACUGCUUCUUUCAGAUGGUGGAAAUGUUUUUGGCUGUGUGUGUGUGUGCAUUAGCAACAUAUUUUACAAACCACUGGGCAGAUUUAUAUAGAACUUUCUGAAAGUAAUCUUUAUUUGUCCAUCUAUUCACUAUUAGAUUCAAGGUGGCCACCACAGUUUAAAAGAGGUUCAGCCAUUACUUUCUGAAAGUUUUAAAAGAAAUCUGCUCAGACACAGGCAAAACAACAGGGAACACUCCACAGCUGUUUUUGUGGAGAGUCUCAGCACACAAGGAGUUAAUUAUGAGUAAACUGAAGGCGUGUCAAAGACAGUCAGCUGAAAACUACCCACCACAGAGCAGGGGUCCACUCAGAGGGGGGCUGGUUCUGCUCUGAGGUUCUGCAGGCACUGCCUGUAAACAUAAUCAUGUGUCGGAUACUGAACCUGCUCAGGGCCGAGCUGAGGAAAGAUCCUUUCACCUGUCGAGGUUCUGCUCGCAGCUGUCUGAGAUCCAUCUGUGUCUCCUCAAGAAAAGCAGCAGAACGGAGGGAUCCUUCCUCAGCGUUGGGAAAGAGAUGGAAGGACACGGCAGACACAGUCGUCAUCGGUGGGGGUUGUGUGGGGGUCAGCCUGGCCUAUCACCUGGCCAAAAGUGGGAUGAAGGAUGUGGUGCUGCUGGAAAAGUCUGAGCUGACAGCUGGCUCCACGUGGCACGCUGCAGGUUUAACAACUUAUUACCAUCCAGGCAUCAACCUGAAAAAGGUUCAUUUUGACAGCAUGAAGCUGUACGAGAAUCUGGAGGCUGAAACAGGACAGGCAGUGGGCCUCCAUCAGCCCGGGAGCGUUCGCAUCGCUUCAACAGGAGCCCGGGUGGACGAGAUGAAGUACCAGAUGACUCGAACACACUGGCAUGUUACAGAGCAGCACUUCAUCGGACCAGAGAAGGUUCAGGAACUUUUCCCCCUGCUUAACAUGGACAAGGUGUUAGCAGGUCUGUACACCCCUGGGGACGGGCACAUUGACCCUUACUCCCUGACCAUGGCUCUGGCUGCUGGAGCUCGGAUGUACGGUGCUCAGAUCUACAACCCAGCCCCGGUGUGCGCCCUCACCCCGAGGCCUGAUGGCAGCUGGGAUGUCCAGACUCCUCAUGGAACCAUUCGAGCAAAUCGUAUCGUCAACACGGCAGGUUUCUGGGCCCGUGAAGUGGGUAAAAUGAUUGGGUUUGAGCACCCCACCAUCCCCGUGCACCACCAGUAUGUUGUUACUGCCACAGUUCCAGAGGUGAAGGCUCUGAAGAAGGAGCUGGCCGUCAUCAGGGACCUGGAGGGCUCCUACUACCUGCGUCAGGAGAGAGACGGUCUGCUCUUUGGCCCAUAUGAGAAAACAGAGAAGAUGGUGCUGCAGGAUUCCUGGGUCAGGGACGGAGUUCCUCCAGGUAUGGCGUGAUCCAUGCUGGAGGGAUCGGUAAGUUCCUCAGCGACUGGAUUAGGAAUGGAGAACCUCCUUACGACCUGAUUGAAUGUGACCCUAACCGAUAUGGCAAAUGGGCUGAUGUCCCUUUCAUGUGUUCCAAAGCUAGAGAAUCAUAUGGCUUCAACAACGUGGUUGGUUACCCAAAAGAGGAGCGUUUUGCUGGUCGACCAACCUCCAGGACAAGUGGUGUGUACGAGCUGCUGAAGGACAAAUGCUCCAUGGGUUUCCAUGCUGGCUGGGAACAACCUCACUGGUUCUACAAACCUGGAGACGACAUCGGAUACAAGCCCAGCUUCAAACGGACUAACUGGUUCGGACCUGUCGGCAGAGAGUGCAGACUAGUGAUGGAGAAAGUGGGCGUGAUCGACCUCACACCUUUUGGCAAGUUCACUGUGAAGGGGAAGGACUCCAUCAAGCUGCUGGAUCGCUUGUUUGCUAACACCAUGCCAAAGGUGGAUAGAAACGGAGGCAGCAGAGGGCCGAUACGAAGUAGACAUCAGUAACGUAACGGAUGAGAUUGGCGUGCUUGGCAUUGCAGGACCCAGUUCCAGGAAGGUUCUCCAGAAGCUGACAGAUGAAGACAUGAGCGAUGCUGGGUUCAAAUUUCUCCACUGCAAGUCCAUCCAGUUGGCUGGAACUCCUGUCCGGGCCAUCAGGAUCUCUUACACUG